AUGUCCAUGCGAAUAUCCUUCAUGUAUGUUCCUCUCAUUCCUUUUCAUUCAGUCAAACCUAAUAAUAUUCUUCCCUCCUAAUUAAUUUCCCUGCUUCCUCACCUCUCUUUUCUUUUCCUUUCUUCCAAUCCCUGCAACUCACUCAUAUUUUAUCUGUUUAGGACUUGCAAACUCUCUAUGUAAAUACCGAAAUUAUGGCUUAAAGUUGCAUGUUCACUCCCCUGAUGCCAAUUUAAGUAGGAGCUGAAUUUGUGAAGGCGUUGAGUUUUUCUUCAGCUCAUUAAUUUCCGUUAGGACAAUAAUGGGGUCGGUUUGCUCAGCUGGUAAGGCAGAGAUAAAUAAAAAUGGAGGGAAGACCUUGGGGUGUGGGGGAAAGCUUGAGAAAUUGAAGAGCUUUGUUAAGAAGAGCGGAGGUUGUUAUUCAAAUUCAAAGACUAGUGAUCGUGGUAAAAUGGAGAAGAAGCGCAACUCUACAUUUUCAGGUGAAUUCAAGAUAUCCAAUCCAAGUGAAAUGGGGAGAAAACAGGUCUCUCAAAGAAGCUCCUUUCUAGGGCGAGCUGGUGAGAGGGCAGUCGAAGUCCUGGACACACUUGGAAGUAGCAUGCCUAAGUUAAACACCAGCAAUGGGUUUAGCUCUAGCAUGGUGGCUCCUAGAGGGAAUAAAAUAUCAAUAUUGGCAUUUGAAGUAGCUAAUACAAUAAGCAGGGGAGAAAUUCUGUUUCAAUCAUUGUCUGAAGAAGACAUUCAGUCCCUUGAAAAGGAAAUUGAAGAAUCAGAAGGGGUGCAAAACCUAGUAUCUACUGAUAAAAAGGAGUUAAUCAGUUUUCUUGAGGCUGACAAAAGGAAAGAAUUCAAUUCUUUCUCCCGUGAAGUAGCUAGAUUUGGAAAUUCAUGUAAAGACCCUCAGUGGCAUCACCUAGAUCGAUAUUUCUCCAGGUUAGAUUUAGAUGUCUUGACCAACACACAACCUAGGGUAGAGGUAGAGAAGACAAUGCAGGAGUUGACGGCUCUAGCUCACGAUACUGCUGAAUUAUACCAAGAGUUGAGUGCUUUAGAACGUUUUGAACAAGAUUAUCAACAGAAAGUUAAGGAAAUGGAGUCUUUAAAUCUUCCCCUCAAUGGGGAAAGCCUUACAGCUUUUCGGAGUGAGCUAAAGCAUCAAAGAAAACUUGUGAGGAGCUUGAAAAAGAAAUCCCUUUGGUCCAGAGAUUUGGAGGAGAUAGUUGAAAAGCUAGUUGAUAUUGUUAUCCAUAUACAUCAAGCAAUUUUGGAGUAUCUUGGAAAUUAUGCAGGUACAACCAGUAUCCAGCAUAGUGAGGGUUCUCAAAGGCUUGGUGUAGCUGGUCUUGCACUGCACUAUGCUAAUAUUAUCAAUCAGAUAAAUAUAAUUGCAUCUCGACCAAGUGUUCUUCCUCCAAACGUAAGGGACACAUUGUAUCAUGGGUUGCCCAUUAGUAUUAAAAAUGUUCUUCCUUCACGGUUACAAAAUGAUGAUUACACAAAAGAGCUUUCCAUUGCUCAGGUCAAAGCUGAAAUGGAUAAGAUUCUCCAGUGGCUUACUCCAUUUGCCACAAAUACGACCAAAGCACAUCAAGGUUUUGGAUGGGUUGGAGAAUGGGCAAAUACAAGCAAUGUGUUUGGCCAAAAGACCGCCAAAGAAAGUAACUUGAUUCGCCUCCAGACACUUGAAUACGCGGAUAAGCAGAAGAUAGAUUUUUACAUCUUGGAAUUGUUGGCUCGGCUUCACCAUUUGGUUACCUUUGUGAGAUACAGACAUAACAAUAAUAAUAGUCAUGUUGGCACAAAGACAAUGCCUAAACGAAUUACUUCUUCUCCAAAGGGACUUCAUCUUCAGUCAAAGAUGUUGCAGUUUAUAUCCUUGGACCGUGUCAGCACUCAACUUUCUGAAGAGGAUAGGAGGUUGUUAGAGAAAGUAGCUAAGAGGAAAUGGACUCCAGGGGUUAGCAAAAGUGAGAAUCUUGCAGGGAUCAAGAAAACAGAAGCCACAGUUUGGCAUUUCAGCAACAGUGUUGGGAGUUCACCCGUUAAGAGGCUUUUAGCUAUGCAACCUCAAAGGUAUGACGUUUUGGAUGUCAUGGAUGGACUAUAAUCGGCCAAUUUGUAUCUCCCAAUAUUGGACAAUUCAAAUUAAGGGCAGGUUUUGGUAUAGCAACGAUAAUAUAUACACACCAAAUAACUUAAUGACUUCAAUUUAUAGGAACCAAAAGGUUAUCUUACACAAUAUCAUUCGAUGUGAGACUGGGACUAAUAUACACAAAAAGUUCAAGUUUUCUGACACAAUAAUAUCAUAUGAUGUGGGACUGAGUCGCAGACUCAUUCAUGUGUUCUUUCUCCUCAAUUCCCUUAUGCUCACCAAUUCAAUUUCUCA
Messenger RNA from Lotus japonicus, 2389 nucleotides. Its product is annotated as protein PSK SIMULATOR 2-like. Bases 302 to 2110 code for a protein of 602 amino acids. The record is from RefSeq and is a predicted model, not a curated record. Gene Ontology annotation, biological process: positive regulation of growth. The transcript has 13 exons. Lineage: Eukaryota; Viridiplantae; Streptophyta; Magnoliopsida; Fabales; Fabaceae.